AUGAUGGAUCAAUCAACACCAAUCACCAAACUUUUUCGAGCACUUCAAUUUCGUAAACAUGUUAAAGAACUUACAAGCGCAUGUAAGCGCAUCAAUAAGGAUGCUUGUUAUGAAUUUGUAACUUAUCGUCAUGGAAUACAACGAGAUACAUUAUUCACACAGAAAAAAUCAACGAAAUUCAAUAUAUUAUGUUCAAAAAUUCAUAAUUAUAAGCAAAGAAGUAAAAGUUCAUGUCGUCUAUCAACUCGUAUAAGACCAAAAACUGAAUCUUCAUCAUCAUCAUCAUCCGCAGCAGCAGCAACAACAACAACAACAACAACAACAACAACACGAACUGUUCAGAACAAUAAUGAACAACCAUUUGAACAAUUGGCACAUGCAACCUCAACAUCACCAGCUAAUUUAUCUAUGAUUGUAAAACAAUCAUAUAAACCUUUGCAUGCCAAAUCAACACAAUUUAAUAAGAAUACAAUUGCCGUUACGAAAGGUACACCUGUCAAAGCUCUGUAUGCUAUAUCAAAUUGGGUAUUUAUUGAAAUAAUUGAAACUUGUCAAACUGGUUUCGUACCUGCCUAUUGUCUUCGUAUAUCGAAUGCAUCAUUAGAAUCUUCAUCACAAAAUAAUUUAAGUCUAUUAAAUGUAAGCAUAUACGAAAAGCCUCAUCCGAAUGUAAAUGCAUCAACAUCUUCACAGCCUGGUCGGUUUAUAUCAUCCAUCGGACCAUGCCAUUUUAAUAUCGAACAAGCAUCGUUAACAUGUUCACGUAUAAACAAAUCAGGAACAUAUACACGUCACUAUAAAGAUCAAUCAAAUUUAUCCCGACAAAUAUCAAAUAUAUCGCUUCACGCCUAUGAUCAUGAUGCAUAUGGAACACUUAAUUUAACCCCGUGUAAAAGUUUAUCCUUUAGUGUAUUAGAUAGUGAGCCGAUUGUACAUCAUCUGAAUACUCGUUUACGUGUUAUGGAAAAUUAUCAGCGGCAAUUUGUUGGCGAUAUAAGUGUACUUGAGUCCGAAGUUGUAACGCUCGUUAAUACAACUCAAUCCGAUAAUGAUUGGCGUUUUGUUCGACGCGGGGAUGGACGUCAAGGUUAUAUACCGAAACAAAUUGUUCUACUGGAUAGAAAUUUUAAUUGA
Rotaria socialis is the source of this 1134-nucleotide messenger RNA. The record is from the annotation of a GenBank genome assembly. Lineage: Eukaryota; Metazoa; Rotifera; Eurotatoria; Philodinida; Philodinidae.